Symbiodinium sp. CCMP2456 is the source of this 1092-nucleotide messenger RNA. Lineage: Eukaryota; Dinophyceae; Suessiales; Symbiodiniaceae. The record is from the annotation of a GenBank genome assembly.
AUGGCUCGGCAAUGGCAGUGCUCUCCAAAAUUGGAUGAAGCCCUGGAAGAGAUGUCCGGAUGGUUCAAGAACGCAGGUGAGGAGCUUGAAGCAAAAGCGGAGGAUGCAUUUGGCCCCGCUGCUAGUUUGCGGCCUCUUGAUUUGAUCAAGAGCCCAAGUGAGGCCCAGCACGGAGACUCUCUGAAGAGUCCGGUCGAAGCCGAAGCGACGGGCGCAGACGUAGCGAGCCACAUCUUCGGCACAGCGAAAGCCGUCUUGGAACAGUCCCGUCAGGAGUUCAUGCAGCUACUCCAAGGCUUGGAUGGCAGCACUCAGACUCAAGCAGAGCAGCAUCCGAGUCAUGCCUCUCCGCUGACAUCCGAGACCAAGUCUCUGCAGCCACCAACGUCACCACCUGAUAGCACAAAGUCUUGUCACGAGGAGGCGCCAGGAGAGCAACCCCUUGUCUCCCCACCCGAGAAGCAUUGGAAGCGCAGUCUGAAGAGCAAGAAGGGACGAGGUUCAGUUGCUGAGUCUCCGUUCAGCCCAGGCUUGGUGAGCCCGUGCAGCUACGCCAGUUGCCUUUACCCCAAGAGGGAGAUUGUGGAAGAGAAGCUCCAAGAGCGCCGCGUGGAGGGCUCGAACGGCUUAUGCAAACAAGUCUCGGACGACACUUUUUUCGUCCGUGCAGACUCGGCGAAGCAGAAGGGCACUAUCACCAUGCCAGGACUUGCGUCCAAGGCCAGCACUCCCUGGCACAAGAAAGACUUGGGGAGGGCGAGCCGGAGUCAAAAGGAAGCGAUGCGUGUGCGAAUCCGCAUAACGCCACAGCAUUUCAGCCCGUUGGGUACAAUGUUUCGCGAUGUUCAGGUGGACUUCUUUCCAAGCAGCUUCACGAUCCGGGCCCUUGACUGCGAAGGGUAUGCAUGGACAGCUUACUCCAAUCAUCUUCCAGGAGACAUCGACACAGACAAGUGUCGCUUCAAAAUUGACCCAAGUGGAAAGGAUGUGAUCAUCAGCCUUCAGAAGGCUGGCAGCCAGUCUUGGCAGGAUUUGACCAGGCUUGAGCUGACUCGCCCGUACCAUCUCUCAAGUCCGGACAGCCUGGGCUGA